Oryza sativa Japonica Group (Japanese rice) is the source of this 2139-nucleotide messenger RNA. RefSeq names its product mechanosensitive ion channel protein 1, mitochondrial. Gene Ontology annotation, cellular component: membrane. Gene Ontology annotation, biological process: transmembrane transport. Lineage: Eukaryota; Viridiplantae; Streptophyta; Magnoliopsida; Poales; Poaceae. The record is from RefSeq and is a predicted model, not a curated record.
AGGCCGAAAGCGAAAGCGGAUCACAAGGGGGUAGCCCGUCACCAUCAGCGCUCACGCCUCGCGCACCUGCGCUCUCCCUCCCCCUUCCCGGCCUAGGUGUCGGAAGCGCGGUGGGGAGGAAGCGAACGCGCCGCCGUCCGGGUCUCCUCCGCCUCCUCCUCCCGAGAAUCGACUUCUAUUUUGCCUCUGCAUCCAGGUUAUUUAGAACUCUGUAUUCAGGACUGCACAAUGUCUAUGAUAGCAGCAACUCUUCGUCGAUCGUCUAGAGUAACUGGUAGUCAGAAUAUCAUGGAGAUAUGUCUUGGACCUUGUGUAUCUUCUGGUGCUUCUUCAAGGUGGUUCAGCAGCUGUACUAAGCACUCAAACACUUCCAUACUUAACCAGAUCAAGGCAGUUGAUCGGUAUUCUCCAGUUAAUGGUAUGUCAAUGAUCAGUAGGGUGCCUCUUUCAGCUCAUAUGGACACAAACUGGUUGUCUACUUCAAAUCCCAGAUUUAAUGCACUGCCAGGAUUCUUAGGUGCUUCAAGCAUCUGCCGAGCAUACUCCUCAGACACUGGGAUUAAGGCAGAAGUUCCACAGAAUACUGUCUCAAAUGUACCUUCCACAGAAACCGUUGCGCUUGGAACAUCUGAUGGUGGUAGUUCUUGGAUUGAUAUCUUCGACAAUGCUCGCAAGUGUACUCUAGAUGCUACCACUGAUGCAGGCAAGAAAGUUAAGGAGCUGACUGAUGCAAUUACACCUCAUGUACAACAGUUCUUUGAUGCAAAUCCAAACCUAGAAAAGGUUGUGGUUCCACUUGGCGGGACAAUCUUUGGUACAAUGAUGGCUUGGUUUGUCAUGCCUAUCGUUUUAAGGAGGAUUCACAAGUAUUCGAUACAGAGUCCUAUAUCAGCACUUUUGGGGAGCUCAACAAAGAAUGAUGUCUCGUAUGAAACUAGCCUCUGGAGUGCAUUGGAGGAUCCUGCGAAAUACCUUAUCACAUUUAUGGCAUUUUCAGAAAUGGCUGGAUUCACCGCACCAAGCAUAUCAGCUUAUCUUCCACAGGCAUGGAGGGGUGCAAUUGUUCUCUCUUUUGUCUGGUUCCUUCAUAGGUGGAAAACAAACUUCAUCACUAAAGUUGCUGCCUCAAGUAUUGAUCAAACCAGGUUGUCAGCAUUUGAUAAGAUCUCGUCAUUAGGACUGAUUGCACUUGGAGUAAUGGCUCUUGCAGAGGCUUGUGGUGUAGCUGCUCAGUCAAUACUAACUGUUGGUGGUGUGGGAGGUGUUGCUACUGCCUUUGCUGCUCGGGAUGUCCUUGGUAACAUGCUCAGUGGGUUCUCCUUACAGUUUUCUAGUCCAUUCAAAGCUGGAGAAUACAUAAAGGCUGGGUCAAUAGAAGGCAAGGUGAUUGAAAUAGGACUGACUUCUACGGAAUUGAUGAAUCCAGAACAACUUCCUGUCACUGUACCCAACUCUCUGUUCUCCAGCCAGGUGAUAGUGAACAGAUCACGAGCUAAAUGGCGAUCCAAUGUGACAAAGAUUCCUAUUAGAAUUGAGGAUAUUGAAAAGGUUCCUGCCAUAUCAGAGGAGAUAAAAGUUAUGUUAAGGUCCAACCCAAAGGUUGUCUUAGACUCAGAAGCACCAGCUCCUUAUUGUUAUCUUUCAAGAUUGGAAAGUUCAUAUGGAGAGCUCACCAUUGGAUGCAACCUCACGAAAAUGACAAAGGAUGAGUGGCUGUCUACAACACAAGGCAUUCUUCUGGAGGCUGCUAAGAUUAUCAAGUUACAUGGCGUUGAACUGGGAAGCACCACGCAGUGCUGCUGAUUACGGUGCUUUUGGAAGUUCUAAGUAGGUGAAUUACGUUAGUCACACUCAACAGAAGUACAUAGGUUGGUGGCUUUGGAACACUUCUAGUGCGAAGGCAAGGACGUCCUUUAGUCUUUUUGGUAUCUUCAGAUUUCAGACCCUCGACUCCAUUGCUUUCUGUUAACCGCGUUUUUUUUAGCUAAGGUCAAUUUCCAACUCUCUUUAACUUUCCCUUCGCUUGAUAUAUCAUCCGCUAAUAGCCUAACAGAGAGAAGCACUGCCAAUGAGCCACGGUAAACAUUUUGGUCCGCAUGCUGAUAAUGUGAGCGGGUAGUUUACCCCUGUUUCAAUGCA